AUGGAAGAAAAACCAAAUAAGACAAAGUUAAAAAUCAAUGCUUGCACUUAUCGACGUUUAAGUAUUGAACAUGAAAUGAACGAAAAUAUUCGUAAGAAAAAUCAUCUAUCAAAUUUACAUUAUUACAAACACCGUGAAAAUUUAUUUAAUAAAAGAAUUGACUCUCUUCGAAGAAAUCUUGAACAUAUUGAACCUCACGUUUCCGAUGAUACUGAUGAUGGAGAAACAUUAAUGACGCCAAAUUGUUUUGCACGUAUACAAAAUCAUUUUCGUUUAUUAAAUUUUUCAACUGAAUCGGAAAAACGGUUAUUAUGUCAAGCUCCAUCAUAUAAUAAAUCAAGUAAACAAAUAUCCAAUGAAUUGCCGAUGAUUUUACAAAAAAGAAAUUCUACUGCUAUAGAUCAAUGUGUCCGACGUGCAUCAUUUUAUCAAUCACGUACACCAGUAAAUUAUUCAUGUCGAACAACACUCAAUAAUCAUUACUCGAGUCCGGAAUCAGUUCAACAAAAAGUUUUGAAUUCCUUUGUUAAUCACCAAUUAGCUGAUGAACAAAACAAACAAAUGAAAAAUAAUGAACGAAAAGCUUUUCUUCUUAAAGAAUUCGACGAACUUAAACAUACCAUUGACGAUCCACAUUCGAGUCUUUCUGUACUUGCUGCACUAUCUCGAGCACUUCUCUUUCUAGAUUCUGGAAUAAAAUAA
Messenger RNA from Rotaria socialis, 702 nucleotides. The record is from the annotation of a GenBank genome assembly. Lineage: Eukaryota; Metazoa; Rotifera; Eurotatoria; Philodinida; Philodinidae.